This is a messenger RNA of Botrytis porri, 768 nucleotides long. RefSeq lists its product as uncharacterized. NCBI's taxonomy places the organism in Eukaryota, Fungi, Ascomycota, Leotiomycetes, Helotiales, Sclerotiniaceae. The record is from RefSeq and is a predicted model, not a curated record. The transcript has a single exon. Bases 1 to 768 code for a protein of 255 amino acids.
AUGCUCUCGUUAAGAGAGGCUUGUAAGAAACCAGAAAUUGAGAUCGAGGUGCCAUGGCAGAAAUCUUCUACCUCUCAAUCUUGCGAGGUCCCGUCUCGUGCACCCAACCAUAACGGCGUAGUCUUCACAGAAGAUUCCAUCAAAGCACAACAUGGAGAGUUUAUACAUGGCGUUACGCAAGUUCAUAAACCUCUUCGUUGUAGAGAAUAUAUUGAAGACUCAGAAAUCAGGUGGCCUCCUCAUCAAAACCUUCCCAAAGAGGAGCUCGUCACGAUUGGAUUGGAGCCUGAAGUUAUUGCUCUUCUCCGACAUCUUCCGUUUCUCGAGAUUGAUGAUGAGACAUCAUAUGGCACCCUUCCUUACAACCAUUCAAAUGAUGUUCCCGAAGCACGCGAAGUCCUCUGGAAAGGUGAAUACGAUCUUGCACCAUGGGUCGUCCGCUUUGGUUCCUGCAAAGUCACCCCGGGUCUAUUUGGACGAACCACAGUUUACGAUAUUCGCACAAAACACAUUAUCCAGUGGCCUAAUAAAUCACCAGGCUACAUAAACACUUAUCUAGACUUGCAAUCUGUCCCUGCAAAAAUUAUGCUAGAUCAAUGGAUAGAACACCUCCGAGGUUUAAAAGAAAUGCCAUGGUCUGAUGGAAGAUCCCUUCACGUGGAAUCAGAGCCUCCAACACCUCCAUCUGGUUAUGUCGAUUAUAUUGCCAAUGGGCAUAAUAUUGUGGAUCCAAUCCCUGACGCAGACCCAUGCUUGCUCGAUAGCUAA